This is a messenger RNA of Onychostoma macrolepis, 3691 nucleotides long. Its product is annotated as deubiquitinase DESI2. Lineage: Eukaryota; Metazoa; Chordata; Actinopteri; Cypriniformes; Cyprinidae. Gene Ontology annotation, biological process: protein deubiquitination. Gene Ontology annotation, molecular function: deubiquitinase activity. The transcript has 5 exons. Bases 1051 to 1638 code for a protein of 195 amino acids. The record is from RefSeq and is a predicted model, not a curated record.
AUUCUUCGGAUGCACAGUAAACAUAAUGGAAGAAGAUGUGUAUCUCAAAUUAGACCUAUGAAUAAUAAUUCUGUGCAUAAGCAGUAAACACAAAGUUCAGCUCUCGGCGUAGAGAGCAGAAUCAUGUUAUUUGUAGAUCGGAAUAACGCAUCGCCCCCGCCCCGGAGGGGGAUGCUGGACGCGCUGCGUACCGAUCAUGAUGAUGAUGAUGAUGAUGUAAUAAUCGCACGCUCCGCUGGUUCAAGUGCACACUAGAAUCCUCACGCUCGCGACCCGGCCAGAGUGAUGUCAUCAUCAAUACCGUGAACCGUGCUUAGGAAUUUUCACCCCGCGUCCGUGCUGCUCAGCGCGGCCUCCAUGAGGACAAACCCCGGGACUGCGGCGCUGAUGGCUGUUGCGGUCGGGACUGCAGCAAGCUCCCUUCAGCAUCACAGCUGCGACCCCUGCGCUCAGACAAGCGGCAAAAUCCGUGCAACCGAAAGACGCGCGACAGCGUUCUAUAUGGAAUAUCUGUCGUCUUAACAGGAAUUCAAACUCCGGAUGUGACUGACAGCCGGUCGUUGUGCAUCACCGAUCAUCUGCGCCCUUUUAGGACUUUUUUGGUUAGUGUCUACCCUUGAAAAUCGGAGAAAUCCGUCUUACUCGGUGCCUGUGCUCUCUUCCCCUCGCGCUUACCGGAGACUGUCCGCGCGCUGCGCACCCGGAGGCCACAAGUGCCUGUUUUCUCCCGCUAGAUUUACCAUUGAUGGAAACUGAUGCCCUGUUGCCUUUCCUCGUCCGUUUCUACCUCUGUAGCCGCUGUUUCUCCUGUAGUAACGCUACUAGGCCCCCGAGCCCAGCUAAACAUCUCACAUAAUGACUCUUUGAUGGAUAAACUGACAAGAGCGGAUCAUUUAUAUUGUGUUUUGGUCUUUUGGAUGUUGGCGUAGCGACUUUGCUGUGUGUUUUAACCUUCUCUGGAUCCGACACCCGGGUGCGCGAGAAGGGCAGCUGUCUCGAGAGCAAUAAACGCCCGUUAUUUUAAGGGACCGCGCGCGCUUCUCUCUCAGGAUGGCAAAUGAACCCGUUAUUCUUAAUGUGUAUGACAUGUACUGGAUAAAUGAAUACACCUCCACUCUGGGUAUUGGAGUCUUCCACUCAGGAAUAGAGAUUUACGGCAGAGAGUUUGCAUAUGGCGGCCAUCCAUAUCCCUUCAGUGGCAUUUUUGAGAUCAACCCUGGAAAUGCCUCAGAACUGGGGGAAACUUUCAAAUUCAAAGAGGCUAUAGCUCUGGGUACGACAGACUUUGCAGAGGAGGACAUUGAUAAAAUAAUGGAGGAGCUGGGAAAGGAGUUCAAGGGGAACGCCUACCACCUGAUGCACAAAAACUGCAACCAUUUUUCUUCUUCGCUGUCUGAGUUGCUGUGUGGUAGAGAGAUCCCACGCUGGGUCAAUCGAUUGGCAUAUUUCAGCUCCUGUAUUCCAUUUCUGCAGAGUUGUCUGCCUAAAGAGUGGCUCACACCGCCGCUCCAGAGCCAUAUCAGCAUGGGCCUUCGGAAGGAGACCACACACUCACACGAUUCCAGCGACGACGAGCACUCGUCUGCCAUGGAGGCGGCCGCUGGAACAUCACACAGCUGCAGGCACACCCGCGUGUGAUCUUACAUAUAUAUUUACACGCAGUAUUACACUAAUUUGAACACACAUACACUUAAACCUCUGAUCCUGCUGCUACAGCGCCUCCUGCUGAACUGGAUGAACACCAGACCUCAUGGCCUCUCUGAAUGAGGAAAUCAAAGUCAUGUUUUUCAGUAGAGCCUACAGGAAUUUAAAAACCUUGCAACGGUACUCUUAAAGUUUUAGAAUUGUUUGAUUUUUACUAAGAUUUUAGAGAAAUGAAAACAGUGUUUGCCAUUUAGUAUUCUCUCUCUUAUAAAUUCAUAGGACAAUAUGAAUGAUGGGCGAUCAUAAUGGACUGCCCCCUGCUGGUGUGUGACAACACUACACUACUGGCCCCUUCCUCAUAAACCCUGAAUUUUUUUCUUUUAAUCCCAUCUGGAUGUUUUCCAGAUUCAGCCGAGUUUGCUGUGUAUUAAAUUAUUUUCUAUUUUGUGAUGGAAUAAGCGUGUCAUCUGAAGAAGAACUUACAUUCAUAACCUUAUUUUUUUCCUUGGUGACUUUAGUAAUAUUAAUCUGCUUUAAUUUAAUUAUAUGAUGUCAAACUAAUGUCAUCUUUGGUUUACAUUCAUUUAAUUUUAGCUCUCUUUUUUUAUAUUUUAUUGCAAGGUUUGCAAUGAAUUUUCUCUAAAAAGGGCCGAUGACACCCCGUGUCACACACACUGACAGCAGUUGGAAAUUGCAGCCUUAUAACUGUAAGCCAUUGAUAUGCUGGACUCAACUGAAACAAAAGACCCCUGUUGUUCAGUCAUCGAGGACACAAAAGGGGCAUUUGUGACGGUGAUGUUGAGGUGGUGGGUGGGAACGUGUGGGUGGGGUCUGCACAUCAGGUCUGGUAUCAGUACUGUAUAACAGUUGUGAUUGAAUGCAAUGUCUGAGUGAUUAAGAGAAAGGGAGUGUUGCAAAGGUGUUAAUGGUUAUUUCUCUUGACUUUAGUAAUUGUGGUUUCUGGCUUUUAAAAGUGCAGACUGGAGAGAGUAAUGUUGUUAAAAUGAAUCAUCCACACCUCACUACAUUACUUUUGCACAAUUUUUUGCCCUGGUUUUCAGUCUGGAGUAGUCAACGGUAGUUGCCAAAAGUCAGCUCCAGAUUUCACAGAAAACAGUAUGAUGGUCACAGGCUCAAACUUUUUGCUUCAGACUAUGAUUCCAUCCAGUCGGAGGAUCAAACAUGUUUGAGUUGCGUUCAGCAUGACUUGUAAGUGUGUCAUGCUCAGUUGUUUAGUGUAGGAUUCCCAGUUUUUCUCUGUAACCAUUUAGAAAGCCGGCAAGCUUAAAAUGUCUGGUGUUUUAAGAUCUGUUCAGAUUUUAAAAGUUAUGAAAUGUAUGCCGGCCUCAACAGUAAUUUAAGGCCACAACUAAAGGUUGUAACGUCUUUCCAGUCUUCAGGCAAUAGACCUUAGUAAAGGUAGACACCAUAUCUAAUUUUUCACAAAUGAAAAUAAAACAGGGAGACAUGUACAGAUUAUUUAAUAGGUUGAUUUUUUAUGGUCCUAUGGCGAUUUUCAGUUGCUUUAGCCACAAGAAAAGCAUUUUUUCAGUAUUUUGCCAGUCGAUGGACCAACAGCAAAGUUAAAAAUAUUUAAAUGAGCUAAUUUGUAAAAAAAUAAAUAAAUACAUAUGGUGUAUACCCUGACUAUGAUCCAUAUCAGAGUAAAUUAUACAUCUCUCAGUAUUAUUUUGACCUUCUGUACCAUUUUGCCUGUCAGAAUUUUCUCAUGAAGCCCAUCUUCUCUCAGGAUGGCAUGGUAUUGUAGAUGGCAACACGGGUGUUUCAUGAGUCAAAUCUAUAGGAAAUAUGUUUUUGGUGACAUUUAUAAAACUGAAUUUUAUAUUUGGAAUAUGGUUCUAUUUACUGUUUUGUCAAAGAUAUUAUCAACCUGUAGAGCCUAAUUCUUAUGAUUCUUAUUUACAACUGACAUCUUUUACUGGUUCAGCGAAGACCGGUUUUUGUAGGCAUUAGUAUGUCUUGUUUUGAUGUGAUGGACAAUUUCAGACAUUUACAGAUGAAUAGAGAAUAAAGAAAUUAAAACUUU